UUGUUUGGGCAGGACAUUAAAUUUAAUUUAUUACCAAAUUCAAUUUCAAUCUACCCAAAUGUCAUUUACAAAUUCUAACAAUGAAACAAAAAAUGAAAUAGUCGAAAAUGAGAAUCCUGAAAAUUUGGAAGAUUUAAUUGAUAUUGGCAUGAACAAUGAAGAAAUUAAAGUUGAAAAUCAACAAGUUGAAGAGGAUGGACGUGCAAAUUUAAAAAUUCAAAAACUGUCAACAAAAACUAAACGCAACCUUAACCCAACUCCAAAAGAAUGUAGUAUCUGUGAACGUAUGGCUAGUGGAUAUUUCUUUUAUGGAGUAAUUUGUUGUGAUGGCUGUAAACACUUUUUUCACCGUUGUAUUACUUCAAAAAACAAAUAUAAAUGUGAAAAAGAUGGGAACUGUAAUCUGUCUUACAGUAAUAUUUUUAUAAUAAUUAAUGGAUUUAGGUAUAUUGGGUGA
Messenger RNA from Meloidogyne enterolobii, 457 nucleotides. The record is from the annotation of a GenBank genome assembly. Lineage: Eukaryota; Metazoa; Nematoda; Chromadorea; Rhabditida; Meloidogynidae.